UCCCCAUUCACCCUCCGAUGAGCCGGCCUUGUCGCUUCUGGUCUAGCGCCGGGAUUUGAUCGAUGGAUGGCGCCCUUCUGCAGGUGGCUGAAGCGGACCGCCGUACGCCCCCGAUCGGUACGAACGCCAAGAUCAAGCUAAGCCUUACAUUUUAGUCUAUUGGGCGUCAUGACAGGAAGUGUGCUGCGUUCUGACGGAUACGCGUAUGACAUUCACCCUGCCUACCGCCCAUAUGGGAAGUAGAUUAUUUUGCCUGUGGAACUUCGAGUCCCUCAACUUUUCCCGGUUUAAUUCCAGGCCAAAGAAAACAUGGCUCGAUCUCCCAUCCUUUUGUUUGCCAUUGCAGGCGUCGUUCUUCUCCUUGUUCGAAACCUCUCCACCCGCAUCUACUAUGCCCGUCUUGCCCGCCGUCAUGGCUGCAAACCAGCAAAGCCUCUGCCACAAGGCGAGCGUAUCCUCGGCUUCUCCCUCUUCAAAGAGCAAAUGAAAGCAGCAAAGGAGGCUCGUCUCCUCCCGUUGAUGGUACAGCGUCAUCGAGACCACGGAAACACGUUCAAAGGCGCCAUCAUGGGCAGGGAGUUCAUCACGACGAUUGAACCGGAGAACAUCAAGGCCAUCCUCAGCACCAAUUUCAAAGACUACAAGCUGGGCCGGGAGGACGCGCUGGGCCCGCUGCUCGGAAAGGGCAUCUUCACCAGCGAUGGUGCCCGGUGGGAACAUUCACGAGCGCUCCUGCGGCCGUCUUUCACGCGCGACCAGAUCUCCGACUUGGAUCUCCUGGAAACCCACGUCUUGCACUUGCUCGCGCUCAUCCCAACGGACGGCACCACGGUAGAUUUGCAACCGCUCUUCUUCCGCCUGACCAUGGACUCUGCUACGCAAUUCCUCUUCGGCGAAUCCGUGUGCUCCCUCUUGGACACCGAGCACAAAGCCGGCAACGCCUUUGCCACGCAAUUCAACUUUGCCCAGAGCGAGGUCGUCAAGCGCUACCGUCUCGGUCCCAUGCGGCGUUUCUACCGCAACAAGCAAUUCGACGAGGCAUGUGACUUCAUCCGCGCCUUCGUCGGGGGCUUCGUCGACAAGGCGCUUGCAUACAAUGCUACGUUCAAGUCCAUCCAAGACGUCGAGCAGAACUCCUCGAGGGGCGAAAAGGAACGCUACGUCUUCCUCCAGGAACUCGCCAAGCAGACUAACGACAAGGAGACACUGACGGACGAGAUCCUGAGCAUCUUGAUGGCGGGCCGCGACACCACGGCUUGCUUGUUGAGCAAUACCUUCCAUGCUCUUGCGCGGCACCCGGAAGUCUGGAGGAAGCUCAAGGCCGAGGUUGCACUGCUUGAAGGAAGGAGGCCUGGGUAUGAGGAGCUGAGGCAGAUGAAAUAUCUAAAGUACAUCAUGAACGAAUCACUCCGCCUCUACCCCGUCGUAGCGGGCAACUCGCGCGUCGCCGUCCGUCCCACCGUCCUCCCCGUAGGCGGCGGACCCGACGGCCGCUCACCCAUCCUCGUACACCAAAAUCAGCCCGUCUCCUUCUUCUCCUACGCCCUGCAUCGCCGCACCGACCUCUUCGGUCCUGAUGCCGAGGAAUUCAAACCUGAGCGGUGGGAGACGCUGCGUCCCGGUUGGACGUGUACGCCGUUUUCGGGCGGGCCGCGCGUUUGCCUUGGGCAGCAGUUUGCGCUUACGGAGGCGGGGUAUACCAUUGUUCGGAUUGUGCAGAUGGUUGGGGGGAGGCUUGAGAGUCGGGAUGAGCAUGCGUGGGCGGAGAAGAUGGGUUUGGCUACGUGUAGUUUUUAUGGGGUUAAGGUGGGGUUUGUGGAGGAGUGAGGUGGAGAUGAAUCUUAUCGCCCGUUUUGGCUCACUGAGUGUCUGCACACCUGUGCUUCGUUGAGGGGAUAUUCAGAUAGAGGCAAAGUACCUUUAGAGGAGACUUGAUUAUACUGGAGCAAUGUUGAAUCGUCU
This is a messenger RNA of Westerdykella ornata, 1962 nucleotides long. RefSeq names its product putative cytochrome P450 alkane hydroxylase. The coding region runs from base 310 to 1827 and encodes 505 amino acids. Gene Ontology annotation, molecular function: heme binding; oxidoreductase activity, acting on paired donors, with incorporation or reduction of molecular oxygen, reduced flavin or flavoprotein as one donor, and incorporation of one atom of oxygen; iron ion binding. The transcript has 2 exons. The record is from RefSeq and is a predicted model, not a curated record. NCBI's taxonomy places the organism in Eukaryota, Fungi, Ascomycota, Dothideomycetes, Pleosporales, Sporormiaceae.